AUGACGUCCGAAAGCUUAGAAAUCGUGCCCUUUGCUGAAGCCACCAGGCUGAACGUGGUAGAUUCCCACGUCUACGCCGCCAACCUCGUCGAAGUUCCCAAUGGCGGCUACGUAGCUUCGUGCAUCUUGCGCGCGGCGUCGGAGUAUCUUGCCGCCCGCGGCCAACCCGACGUCAUCUCCGCCCACUUCGAGUAUGUCAACCGUACCGAAGUAGGCCCGGCCUACCUCAUCAUCCAGGACAUUAAGCUCGGCCGCGCUUCGACAUCGCGCCCUCCCGUCGACCUUGCCAAGAUGGUCAAGGGCGAAGACGCCCACUGGGCCCCGCGACCCAAGUCCCCGAGUCCCCGCACCAACAGCUACGCGCGGGCGCAGCUCAACGUGGAAAUUUUCUCUCCCCGAAAGGGCCAGCCGAGACGUGGCGUUGAGGAGUCGUGGAUCCGGCUGACCUCUGGCGAGGGCUUUACCAACGCAUCGCUCGGCUUUGUCGCCGACGUUUUCCCUACGUCGUGGAAGCUUGGAGGCCAAAGAAGGGUGAAGAAGGAACUAAAGGAUGGUGAUAACGAUUGGAUCUUUGUGCGGACCAGCGCCAAGAGGGUGCAGAAUGGCCGCUUUGAUCUCGACGUUGUCAUCAUGGAUAAGCACGGCGACAUCGUAGCCCUCAGCACCCACGUGUGCCUGAUCCUGUCAUCCGCGAGGAAUCUCGGAGCGAGGAGCACUACAAAGGGGAAUUUGUAA
Molecule: messenger RNA, 735 nt
Organism: Parascedosporium putredinis
Lineage: Eukaryota; Fungi; Ascomycota; Sordariomycetes; Microascales; Microascaceae
Source: the annotation of a GenBank genome assembly